CUGAGAUCUCAGAGAUGCUGAUACUGUGCUAGGCAUCAUCUUGACAUAUAUCGUUUUUCUCAAUGAGUCGGUAAGCUGAGAAAGAUGCCUCCACAAGGAACUACAGAGAAGCCCCUCUUGUUUAUAGAUGGCUUGAAUAAGCCCGAGGUAGACAAGCGAAAGCAAAUCAGAAAAUAUGUCAUGCUCGGCAAAAACCGCGGCAAAACUCGGAAUACCCGACCUGCCUCCACAGAUGAAUCUCACACCGAACCAGUCCAUCCUGACUUGGUGGUAAAGGUGCACUAUCCUGCAGUACCCAACAAAGUCGGCGACGAACUAUCUUUCACACAAUUCGCUGCUCCUUUGGCACCGCAGCUGAUGCGGGAUAUUCUGAAAUUCUCAUUGAUGGCAAAGAAAGUUAUGUACCCAUUGGAACCUUGCAUCGAGUUCCACCGGAAAGAUAAAGUCGACACAUUCUAUUUUGACCUCAUGACCUACGACGCGACAUAUUUGCACGCCGUGGCAUUCUCAUGUCAGGCGUUCUUCAACAGAGCGUCGGCCCGACAAACAGCUGAACUGACUCGGAGGAGUGUUAUACAUCAUUCAGUAGCACUGAAGCAACUUCGAGAAAGACUAUCCAAUCAAGGGAAGCAAAUCAAAUACUCGGAUUCGACUAUUCUAGUCAUUCUAUCCUUAGCAAGGCCUGCCCAACUCACGGGCGAUUUUGAUACCGCCAAACAACACAUGGAAGGGCUGCGCAGAAUUGUCGAUUUCAGAGGUGGUUUGGGUGGUUUGGGUUAUAACUCGAAGCUUGUAAUGGAAAUAAUGAAAUGUGACUUGGGGAUCGCACUGUUCGGAGGGACAGAGCCAUUCUUCUUCAGAGAUCCAUCUUUAGAACCCAUGAUCCCCUAUGAGCUGGGAUCUCUCACAGUGCAGUCACCGGAUACACAAGAAUCUCAAUAUUGGACACUAGCACGGUGGGAUCUCAAUGCCGACCUAAUACGUGCCUGGACGGUGAUGGGAAGAUUCUGCUCAACGAUAAACUCCGCCACCAACCGAAGCCGCCGACUUCCAAAAGAAAUUUUGUUGAAUACCAUGGGUUCAGUCAUGUACCGAUUGCUAGAUAUGAAAGGCUUCGAUCCGAAUUCCCUAAACGAGGCUAUUCGUUUGGGUCUGCUUGCUUUCACAUCCCAUACAUUCCUCCAUUUCCAAAAUAUGAAGCCGCCACAGACAGACUUUCCCCGGAAGUAUCAAGACUGUCUUCGGAAUAUCAAGUCUUCGGCAAAAGGGGCGUCGAUAAUUCUCUGGCUGCUUACCAUUGGGGCAAUAUCACUUUUCAAACCGACCGACGAUCCUUGGCUGAUGCCUUUGCUGCGAGAUCAAAUGAGGCAUUGCGGUAUUUCUGAGUGGGAGGAUUUCCACCGUCAUAUGAAACGUUUCUUAUGGAUCAAGAUUUUACACGACGAGCCUGGCCAAAGAGUUUUUAACACAGCAGCCCUGGAGCAGUGA
Messenger RNA from Penicillium brasilianum, 1488 nucleotides. NCBI's taxonomy places the organism in Eukaryota, Fungi, Ascomycota, Eurotiomycetes, Eurotiales, Aspergillaceae. The record is from the annotation of a GenBank genome assembly.